Larimichthys crocea (large yellow croaker) is the source of this 2314-nucleotide messenger RNA. It is a transcript of the gene fdxr, whose product is annotated as ferredoxin reductase. Lineage: Eukaryota; Metazoa; Chordata; Actinopteri; Sciaenidae. Gene Ontology annotation, molecular function: oxidoreductase activity. The coding region runs from base 335 to 1819 and encodes 494 amino acids. The transcript is spliced from 12 exons. The record is from RefSeq and is a predicted model, not a curated record.
CGUCGGUGUUCCACGGACCGUUUCGGGUGUAACACGAAGUGCAGCCUUAUAAACAGUGUGUUAUAAGUCUGAUACUGUAACUAGUAAGCUUUAUGAUAAAGUUAUUAAAGUUAUUUUGUUUUAUUUGUGUCAUAACUUAAACGAGGCUCGAAAGGCGCGAGUGUCGCUAACUGUUAGCAUCGGUGCUGGCUGUCCAGAGCUCAGAGCAGGGACAGCGAUGCAGAGUUAACACACACACACACACACACACACACACACACACACACACGGUGAAAGGCUGAAACGUUUCGUGGUUUAAAGCCAGACAGCCUGUCUGCAGAAAUAAGAAAAAAAAAUGAGCAGCCACAGACUACUGUUUUCCGGGUUGUGGACUAUAGGAAGAACAAGAUGGAUCAGUCGACUUCAUGAAGGUAAACAUGGGUGUGGCAGGGCGUUCUUUUCCUCUGGCAAGCCAAAGGUCUGUAUUGUGGGCGGCGGGCCUGCAGGCUUUUACACGGCACAGCAUUUGAUCAAGGCCUGUCAAGAUGCUGAGGUGGACAUUUAUGAGCGGUUGCCCGUCCCCUUCGGCCUGGUCAGGUUUGGGGUGGCCCCUGAUCAUCCUGAAGUCAAGAACGUCAUCAACACAUUCACGCAAACAGCCAAACAGUCAGGCUGUAGCUUCUAUGGUAAUGUGAACGUGGGGAAGGAUGUGAGCAUUCAGGAGCUGCAGCAGGCCUACCAUGCAGUCGUACUGAGUUAUGGAGCAGAGGGGAACAGGACCAUGGGAGUGCCAGGAGAAGACUUGGCCGGUGUGUACUCUGCAAAAGAUUUCGUUGGCUGGUACAAUGGCUUGCCAAACUGUCAACAGCUGAGGCCAGAUCUGAGCUGUGAGACAGCCGUCAUUCUGGGUCAAGGAAAUGUUGCGUUAGAUAUCGCAAGAAUUCUGCUGUCUCCCGUUGACGUUUUAAAGAAGACUGACAUCACCCAGCCCGCCUUGGAAGCUCUAACAAAGAGCCAGAUCCGCAGAGUGUUGAUUGUGGGAAGGAGAGGACCUGCACAGAUCGCAUGCACAAUCAAGGAAGUUAGAGAAAUGGUGAACUUGCCAGACACCAGACCUGAGAUGGUGGCAGCUGAUUUUCAGGGUCUCAGAGAGGUUGUUAAAGAUUUGCCGAGGCCCAGGAAGCGUCUGACGGAACUGAUGUUGAAGACGGCCCUGGAGACGCCAGGAGAGAAGGAGCAGGAGAGGCGAAACAAGGCGUCCCGUGUCUGGGCCUUUCGAUUCUUCCGGAGCCCCGUUGAAAUCCUGGCCAACCCUGACAACAACAGAGCAGCAGGCAUCCGACUGGCGGUCAACAAGCUGGAAGGUUCAGGUGAGGGAGCCCAGGCAGUGCUCACUGGAGAAGUAGAGGAUGUGGCCUGUGGCCUGGUCAUUAGCAGUAUCGGCUACAAGAGCCUCCCCAUCGAUCCAUCAGUGCCGUUUGACUCCCGCAAAGCCAUCGUCCCUAACAAUAUGGGCCGUGUUCAACAAGCUGCAGGUCUGUAUUGUAGUGGCUGGCUGAAAACCGGCCCCACUGGAGUGAUAGCCACCACUAUGAACAAUAGUUUUGACACUGCGCGAUCCUUGGUGGAGGACAUGGACUCAGGAAUGUUGGAUGUAUCUGCUGCCAAGCCGGGUUCACAAAACAUCAGUGGCCUGCUGGAAAAGAGAGGAGUCAUACCAGUGAUUUUCUCAGACUGGGAGAAGAUUGACAGUGUGGAGAUAAGUAGAGGUGAAGCUACUGGAAAACCCAGAGAAAAGCUACUGUCUGUGGAGGAAAUGCUGCAAGUGACUCGACAGUGACUGAAGACAAAAUACAGCUUACAUUAGACUGUUGCUGUAUAGAACAGUUCUUACCACACUGACGUGGAUGUCCGUGACUGACCACAGAAGAGUUACUUUGAUCCACUCACAUGGACCAAUUCAUAAUUCUACUUUUUUUUUUAAAGUAGCUGUUAGCCUGUAAAUUCUUGGAUUCCAGCCUUAAAGCAGCAGGGCUUCCUCAAUUUAUUGUAAUGCAAAUUACUGUCACUGUUCUAAAUGUGUAACUAUUGAAUACAAAUAAAAUGUAACUGAUAGUCUCCCGUCUUCAAGUAGCAUGUACCAUUACUCUUUAAAACAUUUGGCAGCUUACAACCUUUGGUCUAGAGCAUAAUACUUUGUGGGAGAAUUUUUAAAAGCAUGUCAAUGAUACAUCACUGGCUAUUUGAAGUUUUGCCAUUUACAGCAGGAAUUGUAUGCUGCAACAAAUGUAGGAUAAGCACGUCAGAUCACUUGUAGACGGCUCAUUAAGACUAG